CUCCGUCACAUUUUAUCUAUCCAUCGACCUCGCCAGCCCAAAAAUCAUGGUGGUUAUUACACCCUACCCUUCAGCCUAUACCUUCCAGUAAUACCAGACUUACAGGACUGCAGAAAUGCAAAGCGCCGAGCUUUACACUCCUGGUGGUGCGUUUGUGCGUUCGGGAAGAGGCUACCACCAAUUGUUCGGAGAGCCGGAUGCCGGCCUGAGGUUUGUAGUACUACACGACUAUGUCAUCUCUGUUACUCCCUUGCAACCAAAAAUAAUGAAGCAGAACCCUGUGACAUCGUUCAAGCAAAUUUCAGCAGCGCAGGCUCGAUUGCAGCGACGGUCCGGUAUCCAUGAAUUUGAGGAAUUCUUUCGCUCCCUUGUGGACAAGAUACCUAAUAGCGGCGGUGUCGCACUUCCGUAUAUCAACCCACCCAUCAGCUCAAUACACAGAAUCCUCUCCCAGACUGAACUCGAAAACCAUACAAACCGUCUUCUAGACUUCCUAGGCCGAGGUGAACUUGCUUCCAGGCAUGAGAUACUUGUUGGACACGGUUAUGGGGGGUUGAUUUGUGAACAGGCCUUUAUGCGGCUACAAACCGACUCGGCGAGCCCAACCAGGGCCCGAGCGAAGAAACAAUUGCGCGGGAUGCUUCUUUUCAACACACCACAUUUCCGAGCCGGGUUGGCGCAGUGGACUUUUUUGACUGCGAAAGAACUCAAUCUCAGCACGGCGAGGAGCAGGCAGGAUCAAGAUUGGUCAGCUUGCUUGGAUGAUUUCAUCAAAAUAUCCAAGAUGCAAGCUAACUUUGCCGAUAUCUUCCAGCAACCAGAAAGCCAGGUCAGACUUGCGUGCUGUUUUGCAAAGCAACCUGAUCCGGUGACCAAACUCCUCCUAUCUCCAGAGUUUUGCUGCCUUCCUACUGUCGAAGCAAUCGAAAUACAUGACUCGAGCCAUUUUUGUAUAAGCACAGCAAAAGAGGAUCUUACGUACAUCAUCGAGAGACUGGCGGACUGGGCUAAAGCAAUACAAGAGGGGGAAAAGCUCACACAUGAUCUACUCCCACUGCGAUCCCUAGCUGGUUCGUCGCGGUCUAAUGAUCCCGCUUGGCAGUGGGACCCAAAGUCGGCCUAUCGUUACUUCAUUCUGAGCUGGAAGGAAGAACCGAAUAUCCCUGCUGUGAGCCCUGCGUUGGGCGACAUUGUCAAGGAAAUAUGGUCGCCGAGUUCGAGAAAGCCACCAAUUGCAAGGCGAGAUGAUGUCGUGCCUUCCCAGUACAAAGAACUAAUUGACUUCGGGGUGUCGCACAUCAUCAAGAAUGACUUUAAGUACUGGAAGUAUCUUCUGAAUCCUGACAUUGAGGGCGCGGGUUACAGGGUCGUGGUCAGGGAGGAGUGGUCGAAAGAUCGCACAGUCGAGUACGUGAAGGCUGCCCUGCAGUUAAAGGCUGUGAGAGAAAGCCUAAAGGUUGGAGAGUUCAAAUUCUACGUCGUAACUGGGGUGAUCUAUGGCAGCAAAGAUCCUGACGGCAUUACGACCGAGCGGUCGGCGGCUUUGGGAUACCGAUGCCAGAAAGCUUCGGUGGUGCAGCUGUUCGAAGCACCGACGAUCAGCACAAGGCUUGUUAUUGAGCAGGUUGAGGUACGCUCAACCAUUACGGAAGAACCGAUAUCAGAGAUCGAGGUUGGGUCAUCACGAGCUCCACUUACUGAAAUGGAAUCCAAAGCCUGGAAAUCAGAAGAUCCAAGAACCAAGAAGAAGCCUCCGAGACGUGGCAUCAGGAAGGCAGUCGCGCAGUUGGGUGAUCGAGCUGGAAAUGCUGCAAAUGUGAUAUCAAUCAUGGGCAGGCGCGCACUGGCCGAGAUAAGCUGAUCUGCGUAACGGAAAAACAGAGAAACAGGGCGACAGGGAGUGUGACGGGACACCUCCUGGAGACUGCGGUUUUGAAUAUCAUGUUUGCAACGCUUGAGUUGAUGAAAUUGUAGUACGAGGGACUACAAACAAGGAUGGCGGCGCGAGUGUCAGAGACACGUGGUAUGGACCCCGCUGCAGACUGACGGCCUUCCUCAGGUUGCUG
This is a messenger RNA of Exophiala xenobiotica, 2066 nucleotides long. RefSeq lists its product as uncharacterized. Bases 116 to 1861 code for a protein of 581 amino acids. NCBI's taxonomy places the organism in Eukaryota, Fungi, Ascomycota, Eurotiomycetes, Chaetothyriales, Herpotrichiellaceae. The record is from RefSeq and is a predicted model, not a curated record. The transcript is spliced from 3 exons.